Panicum virgatum (switchgrass) is the source of this 1903-nucleotide messenger RNA. RefSeq lists its product as uncharacterized. The coding region runs from base 120 to 995 and encodes 291 amino acids. The record is from RefSeq and is a predicted model, not a curated record. The transcript has a single exon. NCBI's taxonomy places the organism in Eukaryota, Viridiplantae, Streptophyta, Magnoliopsida, Poales, Poaceae.
GCGGAGACGAGUUCGACGCAGGAACCCAAAAGCCCCUCCUCGAACCGAGCUUGCUUUUGCGGCUCCUGCUCCUCCCCCUUUUCUCGAGCGAAAAAAUCUCUGAUCAAAGCGAUGCUGCGAUGUUGCUCGCGAGCGCGAGCGUGAAGAUCAUGGAGUCGCAGCUCCUGUGGGAGUUCAUCGCGUUCCUCAAGGCCCGGUGGUCCGCGCGCUCCCGCGUCGACCAGCGCCGCCGCCGCCUGCGCCAGCUCGUGUCCAUGGUCCGCGCCGUCGCCGACGCCGCCGAGGGGGCCGCCGCCGUCCGCGCCGGGUCCCUCUCCGCCUGGCUCCACGUGCUCCGCGCCGAGGCGCUGCGCGGGCAGCAGGUCCUCGAGGCCCCCGGCUGCGACGCCGCCGCCGUCGCGGGCUCCGCCAGGCACUUCCUCGCGGGCCUCAGGGCGCUGCUCGCCUGCAGCGCCGAGGUGGACCGCCUCACGGAAGCCGUCGAGGAGCUCGAGCGCCUCGCGGGGCCCGGCGGGGACCUCGACAUGUUCGUCAAGGUGCUCCGCCUCGACACCGCCCGCGCCGACGGGAUGGAGGUCGACGGCGACAUGUCCCACGGCGCUCGAGACCGCCUGGAGGAAGAAUGGAGCAGCAGCAGGGCCGGCUCGGUCGCCGCCGGGCUCCCGACCGCUGGCGCCAAGAGGAAGCGCGCCGCCGGCAGCUCCGGCGCCGACGGGGGCUCGGCGUCGCGCUGCCAGGUCGACACCGCGGCCCACCUGCCGAAACGCCGGGCGCUCGCGUGGAUGCGGCCUCACCAGUGGCUCCCUGCCGGCUUCGGCGGCCUCUUCGCGGCGCCCCGCGAGCCGCCGGCGCCGCUGCCGGUGUCUCGCUCGCACCGCGCCCGGGCGGUGGCGAAGGCGAUGUCGAGGGUCCGACGCCGCAUCGGCAAGCCAACGAGGCGCCGGCAGGAGCAGCAGCAGAGCCUCGGCCACCGCCUGUCGCGGAUUUCCCUUUGAUGGUGGCGAGGAGCUCUGGAUCUGCUCCUGCAUUUUGGUAGCAGAGUGAGGAAUCCCCCUUGCAAUCUGAGGGUUUCGGUGGGUGCAAAUUCCUAGCUAGUUCUUCCUCCUUGAGCUUAGAAUCCGUCAACCACCUAGAUUUCUUCGACGAUUAACUUGUUAUUUUGUCUGCUGGAAGCUGGAGUAGUGAUUUCAGCCUAGUAUGAAUCCUACAUUUUCUACUGUAGUGAGGAUUCCUCCAAUCCUCCUGCAAUUUGAGAGUUGCGGUGGAUGCAAAUUACUACAGUAGCUACUAGUUCCUCGUCCAACUUAGAAUCUGUGAGCCUCCCAGAUAUCUUCGUCCUCGACUUGUGAUUCUGUCAGCUGGAAGCUGCACCUGUGGUUUCAGUUCAGUACUGAUCCUAAUAUUGACCGACAUGGAGGUUAAUGUCGAGAUGCUCUUGCUGCGGUGCGUUGGGUAAUGGAGGAAAGUUAAAGUAGAGGAGCAUGCCGUUCGGGACUCCGCCUCGUCCGAGGCCUUGCGAGGAAACGGUGCGUCGUGGUGCGUGCCUGACAACCCGUCGUCGUCGUCGUCGUCGUGAGUGUGAACGCAGAGGCUGUGGCCGCCGACCGGUCAGCUGCCACGGCCCCCUUCCAGUCGUCCACCAUCUCUACAGGCGAUCGUUGCCUUUGCGAAAUCGUGAUGCAGUAAGCGAGCCGGGCCCAAGCGAAGAAGAAGGAGCCCGCUGUGCGUGCACGCCACUACAUCGACUACUGCUACUAGACCGGGCCAGAGACGGUACGCCAGCCCGGCCCAUUUGAAGCCGCCAGGCCUGACCCGGCGGGCUACAAGAGCUGGGCUUUGCGUGGCCAUGUCUUAUUUUUCUGGCAGGGUGAUUUGCUCAACCAACUUGCUCCAAUUCAUCAUU